Molecule: messenger RNA, 2536 nt
Organism: Anarrhichthys ocellatus (wolf-eel)
Lineage: Eukaryota; Metazoa; Chordata; Actinopteri; Perciformes; Anarhichadidae
Product: polymeric immunoglobulin receptor-like
Exons: 9
Coding region: 66-1217 (383 amino acids)
Cellular component (GO): plasma membrane
Molecular function (GO): transmembrane signaling receptor activity
Source: RefSeq, a predicted model, not a curated record
AGCAGAGUUAAAAUUCACCACCGUAGUACUGAAAGUGCUCUUUCACUCAAGAGAUUGAUGCAAGCAUGAUUUUUCCAUUUGUUUCUCACCUAAUACUCGCUGGACUCAUGGGAAUUCACAGUCAAAUUGUGACAGUGAGUGAAGUGUCAGUCAAGGCCGGAGGCUCCAUCUCCAUCCCAUGUCUCUAUGAGCUGACAUACAAAAACAAUGUGAAAUACUUGUGUAAAGGACAGUUUUUUUUGUCCUGCUCUGUUAUUACAAACGAAAGGUUUUCAAUCUCUGAUGACACAAACAAAGGAAUCUUUACUGUGACUAUCAAUGAUCUGAGGGAUGAGGACACUUCGAGUUAUUACUGUGCUGUGAAGAUUAUUAAAAAGUUUGAUGUCAAAGAACGUUUUCAGCUGUCAGUCACCACCUCAGGUAUGCCAAGUCUAUAUGUGGACCAACAGGAAAUCAGCACAUUUGAUAGAGGAAGUGUGACUGUCAGGUGCCACUCUGAAUAUGCAGAAGGAGCACAGUGGUGCAGGCUGAGCAUACUGGGCAGGCCCUGUGCAACAGGCCCAACUGGAUCAAUUGAUGGAACAGCAGUGACCAUCAACUCAAGUGUCCCAAAUGUUUUCACUGUGACUAUGAGUAAACUGAGGAUAGAGAGCAGCGGCUGGUAUUUAUGUGUCAAUGGACAAUCUGAGAUGCCAGUGCAUGUAACUGUUCAUGAGUUACCCUCAACUACUUCAACUACAAUCAGCCCCACAACAGCAAGACCAUCUCCAACCACUACCCAGUAUUCCUCUCUGCGUACAAGUGCAGCACCACAUCCAGCUCAUCCCACAAACUCCUCCAUAAACGGGACAGGCGGAGAGAGCCUGCAAGAACACAAGAGUUCUACUAAGGUUACGAUUCUCACCACCACCCUCGUCUUACUGCUGUUGGUUGUUCCCGCUGCCUUUUUUGGAUGGAGGAUGAUGAUGAAGAGACGUAAUAAGAACAAGCCUGAGGGGUCUGCCAUCACUGCGGGCUCACAAAUUGGGAGUGAUCCUGAUGUGCACUACACCACCAUUGUUCAUACUCAACAUGCAGCAGCCCAGCAGCAGCAGAAAGAUAUUCCUGAAGAGAGUGUGACAUACAGUACCAUUGUACUAAAGGAUAGCGUGCGACAAAUGAUUGAACCAGUAGAUGGAAGUGUGAUCUACAGCACACUUCACACUAAAACGGAAUAAGUGCCAAUUAUCAGAAAAGAUGGGAGGACAUUAAUCCUGCAAGAAUGGCAACGCUGAUGAAGUAAUUCUGAUGUGCACUUCAGAAUUACAGAAUCUCGCCUUGAUAAAUCAAUCAACCCACCCACAUUGAGUAAGAGCAGAAGUUUGAAUGUUGACCAAAAGCAGAUCUGACGCCAGUUAAAUUGACCAAAUUAAGGAAGUGACAUUGUGAGUGAAAUGGUUUAACUCACUCCAUUAUCUCCUGGUGCAGCUUCUCCAACCAUGAGUUGACAUAUUGACAUUGAACAGUAUCGUGAUCCAGAGAGAACCGUAAAGACACACUUCACCCCAAAAUAAAAAAUAAAAAAACACACUUUCCUCUUACCUGUCGUGCUAAUUAUGAAUCUUGAUUGUUUUGGUGUGUGUUGCUAAGUGUUGGUGAUAUCCGCCAUAAAAAUGUCUGCCUUUUCUCGAGUAUAAUGGAACUAGGUGGCACUUUGCUUGUGGUGCUCAAAUUGCCAAAAAAACACAUUGGAAAAACUCAGCAGCAAUGACUCUUUCCACAAAUAAUGAAAUGGGGUGAACUGUCCCUUUUAUUCAUUUUCAUCCCCAAUCCUCCUCCACACACUGGUUUCAAUGAGAUCCUCACAUACUUCAAUAUCUGAUUAUCUCAUUUUAUCAAUAAUCUCCAGUACAUCUAGGGUUCGAUUCAGUGGGAUAACUUCGGGGUGUGGUGUAAUAUUGGGCAUAAUUAAGAAACGGCUGACUCAAAGGAAUGAAAAUAAACAAUGUGAUAAGUCUUACUCUUCAUUAUUGUGCAAAUAAAAACUGAAAAUUAAAAAAUAUAAAUUAGCACUAUUAUUUUUAACUCAAGUAUUUUAUUGUUUGUUUUUACUUGUUAUUUUUUUUCAUGAACAGAAACCACUUGAAUCCAAAUUAGCGUAGCUGCCUUAAUAAAAGGAAGAGGAAGAGAUAUACAGCUGCAAUUGCAUGUUUAAGAAAAUCAGGAAGUAGAAAAUUACUCAGUGCAUCAGCCCAUGAUGUUUUUUGUCUGACCCUGCUCACUCACCGACAUGGAUGUUCCUCUCAGAGUUCUUCUCAUCGUCACCGGACUUACAGGUCAGUCACAAGGGUAACUGUAUUUGUAUGUUAAGUCAUGUUUGACCUGUUUAUGUCAGAUUAUGAUGGAAUGAGUAAUUAAAUACACUCUGUCAUUCUUCAGAUGUCACACAGAAGAGUAAUACAAAGAUGUGUCUCUGAAUUAAACGUUAUUUGGAGACAACUGGGUAUAAGACACAUUUAUUUUGCUAUAUAUGCAGUAAAAGGCUGUAUCUGUUCUU